AAGGAGGAAAAAAUUAAGAAAAUGACUAAAGCUACUAUGAAAAAAGAGGAGAGAAGGAGAAGAAGGGAGAGGAAACGAAACCUCUUUUCUUCCUCCUCCUAGUUAUCUUAAUUUAUUACUUCCAUUUCUACAAUUCAUUUAACACGCAUUAUCUUUUUAUAUUCUCAUUUUUUUUAAAAAAACUCUCUUUUACCUUAUUUUGUGGGCGAAAGAAAAUCAAUAUUUUCUUCAUGGAGCCUACAAAACAACAAUGUCAACAGCCUCAACCACCGCAAAGUUGCCCUCCGCAGGGUUAUCCAGCUCAAGGAUAUCCGCUACAGGGUUAUAAUCCUCAAUCAGGUUAUCCUCAACAUGGUUAUCCCCAACCGUGUUAUCCUCAGCCAGGAUAUCCUCAGCAAGGUUACCCUCAGCCUUAUCCUGCUCAAGGUUAUUACCAGGGGCCUCCUGUGAUGGCACCACCUCAGUACGAUUAUUCGCGUCCGCCACGAAGUACAGGUAGCAACGGUGGAUCUGGCGCCAAAACAGGUUUUCUUGCAGGAUGCCUCGGAGCAAUAUGUUGCUGUUUCGCCGCUGAGGACAUAUGUGAAUGCUGCUGCUGUCUUGGGGAGUUGUUUUUAGGGUAAAAUUAAGUUUCCUUCCCAUAAUUUUUAAUGGUUGUUUAAUCCCUCCCUAUCUGUUGAGAGGUUGGGGAAGUCACUUCCCCUUCAUGUUUGGAAAUUGGAGGGUUGUGUGAAUGUAACUAUUGUUGUGUUGUACUUAAUAUUUGAAAAACUCUGAUAUGUAUUUGCAAAGUUUAUUGAUGAUGAUCAACUUCUGAGGUUGU
This is a messenger RNA of Asparagus officinalis (garden asparagus), 823 nucleotides long. Its product is annotated as cysteine-rich and transmembrane domain-containing protein A-like. The coding region runs from base 231 to 623 and encodes 130 amino acids. The transcript has 3 exons. Lineage: Eukaryota; Viridiplantae; Streptophyta; Magnoliopsida; Asparagales; Asparagaceae. The record is from RefSeq and is a predicted model, not a curated record.